AUGGUCAGACUCGAGGAUUUGACUGUCGGUACCGUCGCCGGUAUCAUCGCCGCUGGCGUGUUUGUCGCGCAGCUUAUCCUUCCCAUGCUGGUUAUACUCAUUCUUGUUGGACUCUUGAGAAACGAGAACAGCGCUGCAACAUGGUCGGUAGUCGGCCGCGCUCUGCAUUCUUCGCAUUGGCCUACCAUCUUAAGAACGGACACUGCAAGCGCCAAGGGCGUUCGAGGAAGCGUUCGCUUUAUUGCAUUGCUCCAGCUCCUCCUUGUCCUGCUCGUUUCGAUCGCGUCAAUCGUCACGCCUCUUGGGCUAUACGAGUCCGUCCUUGCAGGAAAUGGAGCCGAGGAGGUUCCUUUCAAUUACGCCAAAGAUGAGACAACCAUAGGUCUUGGCACUCUCCCCCGAAACAACGCCUUGGGCUUCUCGCGAUGGUGUUGGGAUUUUGUUCCAAAAGUUUGCCCGUUUUCCGAAACGAUAAUCGAAGAGACCAGGAAUGCGACCAAUUACCAGGGCCAACUACCUUUGGGAUAUGAUGACCGCAUUCCCAAGAAUUAUACAGAGAUCUAUAGCGCUGGCGUCUCCAAACUAGGCCGGACUGUGUCGAGCAUCUUUGAUAUUCAGUGGAGAACGUAUAAAACCAUACCAGAGAACGAAUACGGAUGGAAGGGCAACACUACGCGCAUAGUUGGGGACUAUCGACACCUCUCCCAAAUGGUGCUGAAUGAUAGAUGGGAUGUUGUUGACGGCCUAGUGGUGGAUACAAAGACUGGGGGGAUUGGAUUUCGCAACCACACGGUACCUACGCCUACACCGUAUGGCAGCGCGUGGGAAGAAGACAUCUUGUUCAUUGACCCGGAGACCGCAUGCGUCGACCUGAACAUCACACUGGAUUUCGCCCUUCAGGAUCCAGACGAAAUCUAUGUUGACUACUUGGUACUUACUGACCGGGGCGGAUUUGCCGACAUGAACAAGGCCAUGCCGUGGUUCGAUGCAAAUAAAACAUGGGAGAAUGCAGACCUCAAAGGACGUGCGAAGCUCGCCGGCUGGCUAGCCAACGCAUUGACAAUGGUAUAUCUCAACGUCACGAACCCGAAGAGUGAGCGCUAUACCAAGGCAUUCCAAUAUUUGGAAUCGGAAGUCAACAAGACCUUCCCACUUGAGACGAAGGGUUUGGGGUCUUUCAGACCUCGACACGACCAAUUGAUGUUGAAAGAGACAUACGGCGACUUUCUAAAUCUUUCAACCGCUUUAAAUGGCAGUCUUCUUGGUGGCAACACGUCCUAUCCGAACCCCUUCAAAAUCAGCACCGCCAACUUUUCGGAGAUCGCUAUCGAGUGCUCCAAUGCCAACCCCAGAUCCUAUUCUAACAUGUCGAACAUCGCUGUCGGUUGCGGUAUGUUGCUUGGCGCAGCUAGACGAAAGGACGGAACCUCUUCCCUUUUUUUCGACCCGGGGAGUGAAUGGACCGUCCCUCUGUAUUCUUGUGCGACUGCGGCGAAGGCUACCAUCAAGACGGUAUCUUUCCGUUACAAUGGAACCGCAGGCCUGUCAUCUCUGAAAAUCGAUGACAUCAGACCAAAGCAGUAUGCUAAGGACGAGGACAAGCCUCUGUGGGCAGUAGAGAAAUCCGCCUUGCGACUAAACUACGCUAAUCCGGUAUGGGGUAUCACAAUUCCGGAACACGCCAAUCACCCAAACAUAACGACAGCGCGACAGGAGCACCUCUACCUCCCAGGAUAUGUGGAUCCAUCAGACAUUGGGGCACCCACCAACGGCGCCCAAAAUCUGCCAGGCGUCGAUUUCUAUUCGCGGAUCAUAGGUUUCAUAUACGAAUUUGAUACAGUAGAUGUGUCCGCGUCGUGGGGCAUUCCGGACUACACUGGACGAUCGAACAUGGCUCUCUACAAUAAAUGGCAACAGCUCUCCCGCAACCCCGAAGACGCAGCUAGAAUCAUCAACCUCAUCUGGACGGACAUCAGCGCCAAUGCCGUCGUUGGUACAAAAGGCCACUUACCUUCCCCACCGCUGCAGAAUCUGGCAAAACGCGACGAACCUCAAUCAUCCGUCAUGGUGCCUGUCAAGCUGUACACGCGACGGAUUCAGUUCAAACUCGUCUACGGUAUACCCGCGUUUCUGGCUCUGGCUGUCGGAGCAGCGAUCUUCGCCAUGGCGUUGGUGUUUGUGUGUAUUGGGAGGGCCGGGCCGGCACGCUUGCGACGGUAUCUGGAUCAGACGUCCGCUGGGCGCAUCUUCACCACCUUCCUGUAUCCGAACGAUUGUCCACCUGGAGCACCAAAGGCCACGUGGGAGAAUCUCGUUGGGGCAAAGCACAUCGACGUGAGUGGCCAGGUUCCCAGGCGGGUGGGUCCAGCGUCCGGACCAGCAGAGGUUGGGGUAACCGGUGCUCCUGCGGGAAAUAUUGCGUACGAAAAAUUGGAUCAGGCGGCGAUCAGUCUGCAUAGCUUGCCGUCGCCGCAACCGUACUCUCCUGUGAAUGGAGGGGGAGGGUCGGCUCAGGAGUAUUUCAAUGGUGGUGGUGGGCAGCAGUAUACGUAUGUGCCUCAGGCGUCGGCGACGUUGCACCCGCAUGGGGGUGGCUAUACAGGGUUUAGGUCCGGCGCGGCUUCUCCUGGACCGGCGGCGUAG
Messenger RNA from Westerdykella ornata, 2643 nucleotides. RefSeq lists its product as uncharacterized. The coding region runs from base 1 to 2643 and encodes 880 amino acids. The transcript is spliced from 8 exons. The record is from RefSeq and is a predicted model, not a curated record. NCBI's taxonomy places the organism in Eukaryota, Fungi, Ascomycota, Dothideomycetes, Pleosporales, Sporormiaceae.